Molecule: messenger RNA, 2099 nt
Organism: Amoebophrya sp. A25
Lineage: Eukaryota; Dinophyceae; Syndiniales; Amoebophryaceae
Source: the annotation of a GenBank genome assembly
GACAGCUGUAGUCCACUAUCGAGAGAUCUGGCGUAGCUCGAGCUUUCGGCGUAAAAGCGCUAAUGCGGGGCUGGAGGAAAAUGAUGACGAUGUUGGUACUAGUAGUCAAAUAAGUCAAAAGUGUCAAAAUUAUAAGGAUGCAAAUGUUGAGAAGCCGGACAACUACACUUCGUCUUCACCUUCAUCACAACUUCGUUACCGUAGUAGUCGUUGUUUUUCGCUAGUGGAGUUGAUACCCCAAAGCGCUGAAAUGCAUCUUCUCCGCGCAUCCCUUGCCUUCGGUCUGGGUAUGACGGUUUUAGGCGACGCAGUGUAUGAUAGAGCAUUGCGAUGUAGGGAUUUUAGAGCAGAAGCAGAGAGAUGGGUCAAAGAUUUGGAGGGAUUCGAACAGAAAAUGCUUGCGAGACAAUUGGGAACGCUAGCGGGAACGUCGAAUGAUCAUAGAUCGUCAAGAAAUGACGUUAAUCCGAGGGAAGGAUCUAUUACAGCUCCUACAACAAAGGCUCCCCGUCAAACACCGGCAGUAUCUGCCAGUAAGUUGUCCCGCGAAGUGGCAGAACUUGAGCGGAGAAAAGUAGGCGGUAUUGGGUCAUUAAGCAUUCGACAGCCGAGGGCGCGAGGGACGGAAACUGCUAGUGAAGCACGUGCUCCUCCUCCUGUAGACCAACUUGAGGGACAAUUCCGAAGUGGGCGGAGACCGCAGACGACAAAAUACUCGAGUACGGCCGCAUCAAACUCUUUUGACAUCUUCAACAAGAAAAGAAAAAGCAAGGGUAACUUCAUUGAAGGUGGUGAUCGUGAUGCUACUUCGAAGAAUGCUUCCCUGCCGAGCGCUGGAGUCGCUCUCCUUGAACCAGAUAAGCUUCUAUCAAACACCGCUGGUGCGUCAGGACAAGGUUCACAACAUCAGCAUAUCUUGAAGCAGUGGCCUGAACUCCAUGGCAAUCAAGAAAGCCCACACUUACUCCGUUCCAUGCACGAUAGGUAUAUGGCAGUUGAGCAAAUGCUUAAAAAACGAGGAAAAAACUCGUCUGACUCAUCUUCGGACGCUAGUGGUGGCAAAGGUCGUAAACAUAAAAGGAGGAGAUUCAAAAGCGAGAGGCACAAACAGGAGUAUGAGGCACGCGAACGGUUGUUGUCUGCGGCUGAACAUAACGCACAGAAAUUAGAACAGCAGACAAGAUUUACUUCGAGUCAGAGAGGAGAUCAUUCAUCUUCUUCUGACGAGGGAGGUGGAACAACGACAACGACCAAGAACAACAAGCCAAGAUUGUUUUUCGAUUCCACAGGAGCUCCAAUCAAGUCUAUAUCCGCUUCAGAUCCAAAUGACAGCAUAACCGAGAAAGACGGUGAUCCCUUCGACGACGAACCCCAGGAUUACAAAAGCCAAUUGCGAAUCAAGCGUGCGAAACGAAGGGUCAAUUUCCUAGUAGCGAAGAAACGUGCUGAAGGACCGUUUGGCGGUCAGAAACCAUCUUGGUACAUAGAAUCCGAGGACGACAGAGAAGUUCGUAAAGCGUUCGCUUUUACGGAUUUAGAAGGACAGGAUGAAAACGACUGUUUCAUUCGGAAAGAUCACAACGAUUCAACUAGUACUGGAAGAAGCAUGCUCGAGGACGGGGAGAAUGAAGAUGAAACAUCACUGGACGGACUGACGACAACCGCGCUGCAAAAUGAUAGAUCGCCUUCGGGGUCAACGUCAACAUCUGCUAAUGUCCCACUACAUCUCUACCUAAGAGAAAUGCGUAUGCGCACGUUUGCUAGUAAGGAGAUUGCAUGCACAGCCGAUCCUCCGAAAUUUUUCGCUGAUAGCGUUCUGCGCACUAUCGGAUGGGCAUCAACGUGGAACGAUGUGCAGGAGAAGUUCUGAUAAUGUGGAGGUUAGAAGCAUCACGUUCGCCUGCAAGUAAAGAGUGAUAAUUCAUUCAACGUUUUUUGUUUGUUUUUGCGGUCGCUCAUUCGAUGAAUUUUCACGACGAUCAAUCAACUUCCACGGAGAAACAACGCCAAAGGGAUUCUUUCGUUGCUGCUACGAGGACUACGACUAGCUGAAUAGUGUAUCACUAUAAAUAUUAAAUCAAAUAACACUGAGAAGUCAU